AUGACCCCUAACGCGGCCUUCGCGCUGGAGAUCGCGGUGGUGGCCGGCCUGGUGGUGCUCAUCGUCGUCAUCGUCGUGGCCUCCUCCGGCGCCUGCCGCGACCCGGCGGCCGGCGCGGGGCGCGCCCCCGCGGUGCACGACGUCGAGAGCGCGCUCGGGGCCGACACGCUCGUGACGUACGACCAGGCGAGGGCGGCCAUGAAGGGCAGGAGAGCGUCGUCUUCGCCGUCGGCGGAGGGGAAGGACGAGGCGCCGCCGUCCUGCGCCCUCUGCCUGUCGGAGUACGCCGGGGGCGACGAGCUGGUGCGGGUGGUGCCGGCGUGCGGGCACUUCUUCCACGCGGAGUGCGGCGUCGACGGGUGGCUCCGGACGCGCGGGACGUGCCCGUACUGCCGCGCCGUGCUGCGGCCGCUGCCGUGGCCGGAGUGCCCGCCGAUGGCGGCGCCACGGUGGGCUGGCAGUAAUGGGUGA
Messenger RNA from Panicum hallii, 471 nucleotides. Its product is annotated as RING-H2 finger protein ATL67-like. Bases 1 to 471 code for a protein of 156 amino acids. The record is from RefSeq and is a predicted model, not a curated record. The transcript has a single exon. Lineage: Eukaryota; Viridiplantae; Streptophyta; Magnoliopsida; Poales; Poaceae.